CGUUGAAGGGACUACAUCACAAUGACGAUGUUAUAUCUGACAAUAGUUCCGUUAGUCAUCAUGGCUCAUUUAAUCCACGGUUUCCCGAAAACCGUAGACCCGGAAUUGCCCAAUUACCCCCGACAAGUGCACUCUCGAGGCUUCAACCAGAAAGCCCCUUCGCCCUUCACGUCACAAGUCCAAGAAUACGAAGACACGCGUCCAUCUGCCACCCAGCAGCAACCCGCAAAUUACCCCUUUGUUUACCAGAAUGCAAUCCCAGUUAAACAGAAGGUCCAACAAGUAGUUCGCGGCAACAAACCCCCUCAAUACGCCAAUCAAAAAGACGCGCUCAGAGAGAAAAACCUCAAAGAGCUGGAAGAAGAGGAAAUCGAGGAACCAGACAGGUUGAGCCAAUUACUACCAAAUUCUAAGUUUGUGUGUGAUGGUAAAAACACUGGAUAUUACGCUGAUGAGGAUUUGGGGUGCGAGGUGUUCCACUAUUGCCAAGACAACGCCAAACACUCGUGGAUAUGCCCCGAAGGGUUUACUUUCCACCAAGUCCACCUCAUUUGUAUGCCUCCGGGCGGCGACAACAUUUGUGAAAAGUCGUCACAGUUUCAUUUCGUUAACGACUACCUCUACAAACCCGUUAACUUGGAAGAAUACCAGCAAAAGCCUAACGUAUCUUUGAGAUACUCCGACCGGUUCUAUCCCGAACACUAUUACGAGGAGAGGGAGGUUGAUCCUGAAAAUCGCCAACCUAAUCAGCACAGAAACUCCGUAAGGGUCCACCAGCAGGAAGAACCUGAACAAGUCCACAGACCCACUUUUAGACCCGAACCUGCUCUAAGUCAAGUUUUUAGGUCCCCAAACGAAGUGAAUAUCCCCCUGCAGCAGAGGAGACCGCAGUAUCUAACGCAGCGGUUUUUUUCCCAAAAAUAAGUGACUUAAUUUUAAAGUUAUUACGUUAGAUAUUUAUCAAAAAUGAGAACAAGCCUGAAAUAUACGAGUAGCGUAUAUCAUUUAAUGUUGCGAUCAGACUUUGUAACGUCGUUUGUUUAAUUGAGUAAUAAAAUU
Molecule: messenger RNA, 1059 nt
Organism: Tribolium castaneum (red flour beetle)
Lineage: Eukaryota; Metazoa; Arthropoda; Insecta; Coleoptera; Tenebrionidae
Gene: Cpap1-g
Product: cuticular protein analogous to peritrophins 1-G
Cellular component (GO): extracellular region
Molecular function (GO): chitin binding
Source: RefSeq, marked provisional